AUGUCUACAACUAAAAGUAGUAAUAAUCAAAACAUUGAAGAUAUAAUAACAGAAUUAAGACAAAUUUCUUCAAUUUCAACUAAUAAAUUUAUGAUUAUAACUCAAGAAUCAUUACCAAAUUCAAUUAUAAAAUUUCAAAAUUCUAAUCAUUUUCAAAAUGAUCAAAUUGAAAAAAUUAAAACAAUUUUAGGUAGAGCUACUUUAACUACUAUUAAACCAACUUUAAAAGAUAUGUUUCCACUUAAAUUAAAUAAAAAUGAUCAAUUUCACAAUCAAUUAAUUACUCAAUAUCGUGAUUUAUUUAAUUCAUUAUCUCAAAUGGUUUGUAAAGAAAUUGCAAAACAAUGGAUAAAAAUUAUUGAACCAAACAAACAAGCUUUAUAUCCUUAUAAAAAUUCAUUUAAAUCAAAACCAAGUUGGUGGCCACGUGAUGUUAAUCAUAUUGAACCUGAUCAUUUAGAUAAAUAUGGUAGAGUUGAAGUAUUAAUUAAUAUUUUAAGAUAUCCUUCAUUUGAUUUAAGACAAGUCAAAACUUAUACAUUUGAUUCAAAUUCUGCAAUACCUUCAAUAAUUCAAGAAAUUCUUUAUUUAGCUAUUUAUGAAAGAUGCUUUUUUAACGAAUAUAGAGAACAAGAUGAAUUAUUUGAUUUAAUUCCACAUCAUGAAAGACCAUUGUUUGGUGGUGAUGAAAUUGUUUUAAUGGCUAGCAAAUUAACUAAUUAUAAAGGUGAAAUAAUCAUGGUUAGAAAUAUGUAUGAUGAAAAUUUAAAUGAUGUUGUAUUUGGAUUAAAUCAAGUUAAAGGUAAAAAAUCAAAAUCAAUAAAAUCAGCAAAAAAAUCAACUUCUUCAAAAAUUAUAAAUGCAGCUUCUAAAAAAUCAUCAAAAGUCAAUAAUUUAAUUACUAAACCUAAAUCAAAACUUAAACCAUCAGCUACUUCAAGAUUUGGUCAAUUAUUGGAAGAUCAUGAAUUAUUAAAAUCUAUUAGAGCAAAAAAUAAAAUGGGUAUUCAGCAAUUAAUUAAUGAUGAAGUUGAAGCUAAUCCUGUAAAUGAAGCUGCAAAAUGUAAAAUUGAAGAUAUUUUCAACAAUGAAGAUACAGAUGUUAAUGAAAAUGAAAAAUCUAAUGAAGAAAAUGGUAUUGAAGCAGCAAAUCAAGAUGAAGUUGACAAAACAAAAGAUCAAAUAGAAGCUAAUACUACAAAUGAUCAAAUUGAAGCAAACACAACAAAAGAUCAAUUUCAAAUUGACAUGUUAAAUAAUGAAGAUGAAGUAGACACAACAAAUGAUCAAAUUGAAACUACCACCACAAAUGAUCAAGUUGAAGUUGAAACAGCACACAAUGAAAAUAAAGUUGAUCCAAAAAAUGGUGAAGCUAAUGAAGUUAGAGUCAAAAUUGAAAAAGUUACAGCUGCUGAUGAAACAAGAAUGGAAGUUGAUUGUUGCAACAAUUAUGAAGAUCAAUUAGUUUUAAAUGAUGAAGGAAUGGAAUGGGCAAAUGAAUCUGAUGUUGAAUCUAAUGAAGAGCAGGUAAUUGAAAGUCAUGAAGAAGUUACAAAAGUCAAAAUUGAAGAUGAUACUGAAGCUAUUAAAAGACCUGAAUCUCAAAUUAGAUUAGUUGAGGCUUGUAAUUCAAUGGAAGAAGAUACUCAAGUUGAUUUAGUUGUUGAAAAUGAUGAUCAUAAUUAUGCUAAAUUAACAGCUUAUGGUAGUUAUAUGUUUGUUGAAGAUGAUAAUAUUGCAAAAGAAGGGUGUAGUAGAAGCUUACAAGAUGUUUCAAAUUCUACCUACACUGAUGAUAAAACUCCUACUGAAGAAUUACAAUAUCAUGAAGAAAGUUAUUCUCUUCCAAAAUUAGGUAGUCCAAUUCAUUUUGAAUCAAGUUCUCAUUUUAAUAGAUCAGAUACAUCAACUCCAUUAAAUUCACCAACCAGAGAAAAUCAAUCAUCAGUUAAUGUAAAACAAGAGCCUGAAGAAUUAAGAUAUUCAACAACUGAACAAUUAUAUGAAAGAAUCAUCAAUCAACAACCAUUUGAAUGUCAAGUAGAAUCAAUUAGUCAUGAUCAAUUUUUUGAAGAUCCUUUAGAAGCUCCUUUAGACCAUGGUCCUCAUUUACAAACUAAUAAUAAUCAAAAUUUUCCAACGUAUGAUAGUUCAAAUAAUUCUUAUUUACAAACCGGUCAAAAUCAAAACUUUCCAAAUUACGAUAAUUCAAAUAAUUCCAACAACUUUUAUUAUCCAAACAAUGUAGGAGCUAAUUCUUUUGAUUACAAUUGUUAUGGAGUUGGACAAAUGGGAUAUAAUUUGAAUGGAAAUAUUCAAUAUAUCAAUCAUCACAAUAAUUUUAACAAUGUUAAUGCCGCUCACGAGUUAUACGAAUUUAAAUACCCACCAAACUCAAUUCACAUGAACUCACAACAAUAA
Molecule: messenger RNA, 2421 nt
Organism: Lodderomyces pseudojiufengensis
Lineage: Eukaryota; Fungi; Ascomycota; Pichiomycetes; Serinales; Debaryomycetaceae
Exons: 1
Coding region: 1-2421 (806 amino acids)
Source: RefSeq, a predicted model, not a curated record